Molecule: messenger RNA, 972 nt
Organism: Botrytis deweyae
Lineage: Eukaryota; Fungi; Ascomycota; Leotiomycetes; Helotiales; Sclerotiniaceae
Exons: 4
Coding region: 1-972 (323 amino acids)
Molecular function (GO): hydrolase activity
Source: RefSeq, a predicted model, not a curated record
AUGGGAGAUUCAUCCAGUGCAGAUUACAAGCCCGAAUGGCUCGAGCUUGAAAAAGCUCUCGGCACCCGUCCCCUUCUCGUAGGCGAUUCAGCCAACAUUGAAGAGCAAUUCAACGGCCUAGUCGCAGCGCUGAAUGCUCAAAGACCCCCUCCCGACACCUCGGUUCAAACUCGUGAUGCUUCCGCAGACGGAGUUCCGGUUCGUAUAUACACGCCUUCUUCAAAUGCCUCCCAGAGUGGCGAACUUCCUCUGGGAGUGUAUUUUCACGGAGGUGGAUAUUGCGUUGGAGACCUCGAUUCGGAGGAUGUGUGGUGUCGAUUUAUCGCAAAGAGUGUUCCUUGUGUGAUUGUAAGUGUCGAGUAUAGAUUGGGCCCGAAACAUAAGGUUCCGGUGAUGUUGGAUGAUAGCGUCAAGGCUUUUGAAUGGGCCUACACCCACGCCUCGGAGCUCCACGCCUCCGCCUCCCAACUCUUCACCAUCGGCGGCUCCGCCGGCGGCGGUCUGGCUCUAACCGUCGCUCACGAUCUCAUCGCCGCGGGUAAGCGAUCGCAAAUCAAAGGUAUCGUGGCCAUGGUCCCCGUCGCCGCACACCCAUCUUCGAUCCCCGCGUCGUACAAAAAUCACUAUCAAUCCUACGAUGAGAAUGCGCACGGCGUACCGAUUAUUGAUGCGGAUACGAUGAAUACGUUUUUUGGGGCUGUGGGGGCGGAUCCGCAGGAUCCGAGAGUGUUUGUGACGCUCUCGAAACAUUUGGAGGAAUUUCCUCCGACUUAUAUCGCGACGUGUGGAAAAGAUCCUUUGCGGGAUGAUGGUAAGGUGUUGGAAAUGAUGUUGAAGGAUAAGGGUAUCAAGACAAAGAGUAAUUAUUAUGAGGGGGUGCCGCAUUAUUUUUGGCUUUUCCCCGGUAUCAAGGGUGGAGAUGAAUUUUUGGAUGAUGUCAGUAAAGGGGUCAAGUUUGUCCUGGGUAUUUAA